AUGAGACGGCGGGCAGGAGUUGGUGCUAUUCAAAAACAGAGACUUGAGCAGGAGAAGUAUAGAGAAAAAGGUUCCGAAAUCCAGGAGAACCAAUUUCAACAGAUGUCCAAGCAAUUAGAUGUUUUCAGAGAAAACUUGGAAGAAUUUGCCUCUAAACAUAAGAAUGAAAUUAAGAAAAACGCUCAGUUUAGGCGUCAAUUUCAAGAAAUGUGUGCUGCAAUCGGCGUUGACCCAUUGGCCUCUGGGAAAGGAUUCUGGUCAGUUUUAGGCAUUGGUGAUUUUUACUAUGAGCUUGGUGUGCAAAUAGUUGAGGUGUGUCUCGCUACGAAUUAUAAAAAUGGUGGUCUUAUAACGUUGGAUGAAUUAAGAAGUAGAUUGAUAGCCGCUAGAGGCAGAGCGAAGAAACAUCAGGAUAUUACUAAUGAAGAUCUUCUUGCGGCUGUUAAAAAGCUUAAGAUAUUUGGCAAUGGUUUUACAGUUGUAUCAGUUGGUAAAGGGAGGUGGUUAGUACAAUCUAUACCAGGAGAACUGAAUUUAGAUCAAACAUUAGUACUUCAAAAGGCUAGUGCUCUCGGUAAAGCUUGGAUUUCUAAAUCAGUACUCAUCAAUGAUCUGGGUUGGAAUGAAACAAGAGCUCUGAAUGCUUUGAAUCAUAUGGUUAAAGAAGGUUUGGCUUGGAUUGACACUCAACAUUACUGUGAAAUUUUAUAUUGGUUUCCGAGUAUGUUCAAUGAAUGUGUUACAGCAUCAUAA
Messenger RNA from Danaus chrysippus (African queen), 753 nucleotides. The record is from the annotation of a GenBank genome assembly. NCBI's taxonomy places the organism in Eukaryota, Metazoa, Arthropoda, Insecta, Lepidoptera, Nymphalidae.